Messenger RNA from Notodromas monacha, 534 nucleotides. The record is from the annotation of a GenBank genome assembly. NCBI's taxonomy places the organism in Eukaryota, Metazoa, Arthropoda, Ostracoda, Podocopida, Cyprididae.
AUGAAGCAGUUGUUUUUUAUUUUCACCAGGAAUUCCCCGAAAAAACCGGCAACGAGGAACAAAAUGACUUUUGAGGGGACUCCCCGUGAGAGAACCUUCAUUUGUGUGAAACCCGAUAGUGUCCAACGGGGUUUGAUUGGUGAUAUCAUCAAGAGAUUCGAGCAGAAGGGCUUCAAGCUGGUUGCCAUGAAAAUGAUGCAGGCAUCUGAGGAAUUGCUCAAGGCCCAUUACGAGGAACACGCUGCCAAGCCCUUUUUUCCGCCUCUGGUCAAGUACAUGGGAUCUGGGCCUUUGGUACCUAUGGUUUGGGAAGGACAAGGUGUUGUCAAGAUGGGCAGGAUGAUCCUGGGGGAAACGAAUCCCUUGGAUGACCAGCCUGGCACGAUUAGAGGAGACUACAGCAUUCGAAUGGCCAAGAAUGUUGCACACGGGUCGGACGCAGUGGAAUCUGCGAAACGCGAAAUUUCUCUGUGGUUCACGGAUUCCGAGUUGAAUUCCUGGAGUCGGUGCGAUGACAAGUGGAUUUAUGAGUGA